This is a messenger RNA of Gryllus bimaculatus (two-spotted cricket), 1787 nucleotides long. Lineage: Eukaryota; Metazoa; Arthropoda; Insecta; Orthoptera; Gryllidae. The record is from the annotation of a GenBank genome assembly.
UGUGUCGGAAGCGGUCCGCACUAUCGUUUCUUCAAUGCGCAGGAGUUCGGGCGCGGUGCUUCGCAAGGAAGGCGGUAGCGGCGUAGCGCAUCAUGGCCAGCGCGAGCAAGAGGACACUGCGAUUGGAGUUGGACCUGUUGGCGGACGAAAGGGGCGGUGUGAUGGUGAAUUACCAGGAACUCGCCGAAAAGGCUUUGGCGGACUCAAACAGCAGAGCAGAAACGCGGACAGUGUCUCCUCUGCCGCCCCAACCGAAGUCGAUGAGAGAAGAUGAUCAGUUUCUUCCAAGUUUUCGGCGCAAGAAAGCGUCUUGGAACAUCCCAGACUUUCGCGCUCUCGCGGAUGGUUACGAAGAAGACUCCUUCAUUGAUGAUUCGGAAAUGUUUGAAGAGUCAAUCCCGGAUUCUCUAAAAUACGUGGGCUAUCGGAUUCGUUCGUACGCCAGCGACCAUUCGGACACAGAAUCCGAAUCGCCUUCGCAGACACUCUCCGGUUACAGUUCUCUCUCCGAGAGCAACUCCGACGCGUCUGUGAUAGAGCUGGUCGAACCUCAGCCUCCGAAGGCCAGUGUUGCCAAAGCAAAACCAAAACCCCUCAAGGCGAAAGAAAAACCGAAGAAAAACUCUCCCCAAAAGGAAUGGUCUCAAUUUUUGAAGAGGCUGGGCCAAAACGAGUCCAUGGAGAUCAUCUGUCUGGACAGGAAGACUCCGGUGGGCCGUCCACGACCGUCGGCCGCGGCCUCCCCGUCCUCGCCGUCCUUGCCUCUGCCGGCGAAACAGCGCCAUCCGUCGCCGCGCAGGCCGCGGUCGCCCCCGCCCGCGCUCCCGCUCAGCGCCAUGGUGCUCGCCACGCCCACCAAGAGGAGCCGCGAGCAGGCGGGCGCCAAGGCCGAGCGCGCCCUCGUGUCUCCCAGGGCGAUCAUCAUGGUGGACUUGUGCAACAGUCCCAAGGGCAAGCGAAACCCGCUCGACGAAGCCGCCGCCACCAGCCCCGUGCGCUCGCCCCCUGCCUCUGACGGCGCCGUUGCCGCCGCCUGCCCCCCGGCGCCCGACCCACCGCCGGAAGGUCCGCUUCUCAGGGUAUCUGAACGCGGGUCGUGGUCCCCGGACUCGGCCUUCGCUAGCUCCAGCACGGACGUGUCGCCGUCUGUCCCGGCCUCCCCUCCCGACGGCCUCGCGAAACCUGCCAGUGUGAAGCACACUGGCACGGGCAAGCGCACCGGAGGGUCGGCCUCGUCCGCCAAAGCUGCCAAUAAAGCUUCUUCCGGGAAGCGCGUUCAUAACGUAGAACAUUUAAAACGUUCAAAGCAGCCUCAACUAUCGCCAACAGUUGUCGCGCUCUUGGAUGAAGCCAUUACCAAACAUUCUGCCGAUGUGAAGCGUGAAAAGCAGGACGAUAUCCUUCUCAAGCUGGGAGAGGCGUGCCGAGAGCUGCCGGCGAUAGAUCGCAUGUUCGUGUACGACAAAAUGGCGGUCCACUGGGGCAUUUCUCCCAAGAAAAUUUCGAGACGUCUCAGUCGCUUGCGAGCCACAAGCGAUAAACAGCCCGUGAAGAACUCCCUUUCAAGGUUAAACGCGUUACUUGUGGCGGAGUCAAAGGAAGAUGUAUCGAAUGAAAAUGCAGCAGCUCUUUCUCCUAAGAUAAGGGCCCUCUCGGAAAGCCCGGACCUCAACAUUGACUCGGGGUCCAGCAAUGCGCUGACCAUCCGCAGCCCGCAUGCAUUCUCGCCACCGCCCCCACCCCCACCCCGCCUCGCGCGCUGGUCUGGCAGCGAGCGCUGUUCUUAA